Molecule: messenger RNA, 2289 nt
Organism: Ochlerotatus camptorhynchus
Lineage: Eukaryota; Metazoa; Arthropoda; Insecta; Diptera; Culicidae
Gene: pix
Product: ATP-binding cassette sub-family E member 1 pix
Exons: 5
Coding region: 105-1934 (609 amino acids)
Biological process (GO): translational termination; translational initiation; ribosomal subunit export from nucleus
Molecular function (GO): iron ion binding; ribosomal small subunit binding; ATP binding
Source: RefSeq, a predicted model, not a curated record
ACUGGGUUGUCACUGUAUUUUGCUGUGAUCUUUUUCGCCAGCGAAAACUUCGUCUGACACGCACGAACUUUCGUUUCUGUCUGAAAUCCGUGAAUUUCGACAGAAUGUCACGAAACCGAGCAGCUGAGGAGACUGACAAGCAGACUCGUAUUGCCAUUGUCAGCUCCGACAAGUGCAAACCGAAGCGAUGCCGCCAGGAAUGCAAAAAGUCCUGUCCGGUGGUCCGGAUGGGAAAGCUCUGUAUCGAGGUAGCAAUGGACUCGAAAAUUGCGUCUCUUUCGGAGGAACUCUGCAUCGGGUGCGGUAUUUGCGUAAAGAAAUGCCCAUUCGAGGCUAUUACCAUCAUCAACAUCCCCAGUAAUCUGGAUAAACAUACCACCCAUCGUUACUCGAAGAACUCGUUCAAGCUGCAUCGUUUGCCGAUUCCACGUCCCGGAGAAGUGCUGGGAUUGGUCGGUCAGAAUGGUAUCGGUAAAUCUACUGCACUGAAGAUUUUGGCCGGAAAGUUGAAGCCAAAUCUGGGGCGUUAUUCUGAUCCUCCGGAUUGGAGUGAGAUUUUAGCUCACUUCCGAGGGAACGAAUUGCAGAACUAUUUCACCAAGAUUCUGGAAGAUAGUCUACGUGCUCUGAUCAAGCCUCAAUAUGUGGACCAGAUUCCGAAGGCGGUCAAGGGAACGGUUACUGCAUUAUUGGAUAAAAAGGAUGAACGGAACAAUCAAAAGGAAAUUUGCAAUAUGUUGGAUCUGAAUAACAUUCGCGAUCGUGAAAUUCAAGCUCUAUCCGGAGGAGAACUACAGCGUUUUGCAUGCGCCAUGGUGUGCAUCCAAGAUGGAGACAUAUUCAUGUUUGAUGAGCCGUCUUCCUAUCUAGAUGUUAAGCAACGGUUGAACUGUGCUUUGACGAUUCGUUCGUUGAUUCAUCCGGACAAGUUUAUCAUUGUGGUCGAGCACGAUCUGUCUGUUUUGGAUUAUCUGUCUGAUUUCAUUUGCUGUCUAUAUGGAGUUCCUGGAUGUUACGGUGUCGUCACUAUGCCUUUCUCUGUUCGCGAAGGCAUCAACAUUUUCUUGGAUGGUUACGUCCAUACCGAGAAUAUGCGUUUCCGUACGGAAUCGCUGACCUUUAAGGUUUCGGAAUCGGCUUCGGAAGAGGAAAUCAAGCGAACUUGCCACUACGUUUAUCCAUCGAUGAAGAAGAAGCUCGGUGGCUUUAUGCUAACCGUGGACGACGGUCAGUUCAGCGAUUCUGAAAUCAUUGUGCUUCUCGGAGAAAACGGUACCGGAAAGACUACCUUCAUCCGUAUGUUGGCUGGUAAUCUAGAACCGGAUGAAGAAUCCGAAAAGUUGCCCUGUCUGAACAUUUCUUACAAGCCCCAAAAAAUCUCGCCCAAGAGUCAAGGUACGGUACGUUGGUUGCUUCACGAGAAGAUCCGCGAUGCCUACGUGCAUCCGCAGUUUAUGGCCGACGUGAUGAAGCCAAUGAAGAUAGAAGAAAUUAUGGACCAGGAGGUGCAGAAUCUGUCUGGAGGUGAAUUGCAACGUGUAGCUCUUGUUCUGUGCCUGGGUAAACCAGCUGACGUCUAUCUAAUCGAUGAACCUUCGGCUUAUCUGGACUCCGAGCAACGUCUCAUCGCGGCAAAGGUGAUCAAGAGAUACAUUCUGCACGCCAAGAAGACCGGUUUCGUGGUGGAGCACGAUUUUAUCAUGGCAACCUACCUCGCGGAUCGGGUUAUUGUAUUCGAAGGAAAACCAUCGAUCGAUACCACUGCACAUACGCCUCAAUCGUUGCUGAACGGAAUGAACCGGUUCCUAGAGCUGCUGGGGAUAACAUUCCGACGGGACCCGAACAAUUUCAGACCCAGAAUCAACAAGACCAACUCGGUUAAGGAUUCAGAGCAGAAACGCGCCGGUCAAUACUUCUUCUACGAAGAACCUUAAGUCGACUCUGCUCUACUGGUAUUAGUCUGAUUCAUAUCCAGUUUCGUUUUACAUGAUGGAAGGAAAAUUGUAUUCAUUUAUUACAAAAAAAAACUACAAUCAGCUAAUUGUUCUUGUGUUUUGGACGCAAAAAAAGCAGGUAUAAGUACUGAAAGGUUGUUGGACUGGAUACCUUGACGAUUAACUAGUACAUUACAAAAAACAGUAUCGGUCCAACUUUUUGUAGAAGUUUUUUUUUAGAGUUUUCUAAUUUUUAGAGCAUACGAUACCUAUAAAUAUUAAGAAGCAGUUUAUUGAAAGGAUAUGAACAUUGGCAUGCAGAAAUACGCUAAGCGGAAAGUGCGCAGGAAAUCUU